AGAUGAAUUUAUAUAAACAGGAGAACCACAUGAAUCAAUAAAAAGAAAGAUUGUAAACUUGCCUAUACUAGUAUCGGGUAGUGUCAAAUUUUAAAUUUUUGGCGUCGGCAACAAAAUGAAAAUUUUAAUUUUUUUCGUAGCGUUUAUUUGUCAAUUGGUGUGCGGAGCGAAAUAUCAAUAUCCGAAUUAUCUAAAAGCCUUUAUAUGUAAGAAAUCAGAUCCGGAUUACAAUAGAUGUUUAUUGGAAGAAUUCAAAAAAAUUACUCCUUAUUACGUAAAGGGUGUUCCAGAAUUAGGGGUGGAAUCGAUUGAUCCGUACGUCGUACCUUUUUAUUCGAUAAACGCAACUGUCAUGGGAUUGGGACAGUUCAAAGUUGACUUUAAAGAUGGGGUAGUCAAAGGAUUGGGAGAUAUAAUUUUCCAUAGUGUAAAAGCGGAUCUUGAAGCUAAUUCAAUAGAAAUUAGUGCCACUCUUCCUCGAUUAGAAAUCGAUACGAAGCUCAAUGUAGCUGGGAAGUUAUUCAGUAAUCCUAUCAACGUUCCGUUACAUUUCAACGGAAAUAUAACCGAUGUGCAGGUGCUAUUCAGAAGCAAUGCCGAAAAAGUGAAAAAAAAUGGCAAAGAGUUUUUCCAAAUUUCUAAAAUAGCUACGAAAGUAUCCAUAGGUGACGGUAACAUCAAAUUGGAUACACCGAAUAAGAAUGCCGAAGAAAUGGUGAAAUCCAUUGAAAGUGUUUUUAACGAAAAUCCUAGAGAUGCCUUUAACAUGAUGUCCCCAGUUGUAUUGGAAUACGCACAAGAUUUUAUGAAAAACAUUUUCAACCAAUGGAUAAGUACACUUUCCGUUUCCGAAUGGCUUCCUGAAUCAAAAUAGAACCACAAAAUCCAUAAUGAAACAUUGUUUGUGUAAUUUAAAAAUGUUAUAUGUUAUUAAUUACGAGUAAAUAAAUAAAAAUGAUGAUAUGAUAA
Messenger RNA from Diorhabda sublineata, 969 nucleotides. Its product is annotated as putative beta-carotene-binding protein. The coding region runs from base 116 to 874 and encodes 252 amino acids. The transcript is spliced from 5 exons. NCBI's taxonomy places the organism in Eukaryota, Metazoa, Arthropoda, Insecta, Coleoptera, Chrysomelidae. The record is from RefSeq and is a predicted model, not a curated record.